Molecule: messenger RNA, 1956 nt
Organism: Harmonia axyridis
Lineage: Eukaryota; Metazoa; Arthropoda; Insecta; Coleoptera; Coccinellidae
Product: probable cytochrome P450 6a13
Exons: 5
Coding region: 232-1797 (521 amino acids)
Molecular function (GO): monooxygenase activity; heme binding; oxidoreductase activity, acting on paired donors, with incorporation or reduction of molecular oxygen
Source: RefSeq, a predicted model, not a curated record
UUUCGACGUCCGUUUGAAAGCGAUACCAAGACUGGCUAUUCGGAAGUUGAAAGUUCGCGAGAUAGAGUUAGUUCUCGUUUGCGGAAAAUAUUAAGACAAUUCUAGGAUAGCGCGGCUUAAAUAACGCCUGGCAGUGUCUUUCUCGGGUAAUGCUGAGGCCGUUUUGAACUACGUUAGGUUACGUUGGAUUUCGAUUUACGAUUUAUUUUCGAUGUGAAGUUUCGUGAAACGAUGGAAAAUAGCUCAUACUUGGUCCACGCUUUGGACCACAUCGCCGCUCACCCGUCAGCCACCCUAUUCACCGCGUGCCUCCUCCUGCUCUACAUCUACUCCAGGAUCACCUACACCUACUGGAAAUCCAGGGGAGUCCCCCAGCUCGAUCCGUCCUUCCCCUUCGGCGACGUCACCAGCGUCAUCUUCCGACGUAAGAACAUGGGGGAGCGAACCAAGGAGAUGUUUGACUGGGCCAGACUCCGGGGCCACAGAUACAUCGGAGUCUACUCGUUCUUCAGGAAGGGCAUACUACUGGCAGACCCCGUGCUGAUCAGGGAGGUGAUGGGCCGGUUCAACGACAGGGGCAUACACUACGACGAGAAGAACGACCCGAUCAGUGCGCAUCUCUUCUCGCUGGCCGGGCCCAAGUGGAAGAACCUGAGGACGAAACUGACGCCUGCGUACUCGCCCAAGCAGCUGAGGAACCUGUUUAACGUUGUGAUGGACUGCGGGAUGAAAUUGAUAGAGUUCGUGGAAGAAAACGUUGUCGCGGGUCGACCGAUCGAAAUCAAGGAAACCUUCGCCAGAUACAACACAGACGUGAUCGGCUCGACAGCUCUAGGUCUGGAAUGCAACAGCCUCAAAGACCCCAACGCCGAAUUUCGACAGAUCGGCAAGAGGGCCUUCAUGCAGACCUAUGUCGACAUCUUCCGGAUAUCGAUAAUACGAAACAUCCCUCGUGUGGCGGAGUUCUUCGGCCUUGGCAUCUUCACCCCCCAGGUCACAGAAUUCUUCAGGAGGGUGGUCAGGGAGACGGUCGAAUACAGGGAGAAAAACAACGUGCGACGCGAGGACUUCCUCCAGAUUCUGAUCGAGUUGAAGAACAGCGCGACCAGCAACGCCUUGACCAUGGACGAGAUUGCCGCGCAGGUCUUCAUCUUCUUCUUGGCCGGGUUCGAAACCACGUCCACUACGACGUGUUUCGCUGUUUACGAGCUGGCCAUGAACAAGGAGAUCCAGGACAGGGCGAGGUUGGAGAUCAGGAAGGGUUUGGAGAAGCACGGAGGGGUUUUGGACUACGAGAUACUCCAGGAGUUCACAUACCUGGAUAUGAUCGUUCACGAGGCGAUGCGGAAAUACCCCGCAGCCCCCUUCUACCUGAGGAGGUGCCCAGAGAGAUAUCAGUUACCCGACAGUAACGUAGUGAUUGAGGAAGGCUUCAACUUCGUCGUCUCCAGCUUGGGUUUGCACAGGGACCCGGAGUAUUUUCCAGAUCCGGAUCGCUUCGAUCCGGAUAGGUUUUCGGAGGAGAAUAGAUCGAAGAUCUGGGAUUAUACGUAUAUGCCUUUCGGAAGCGGUCCCAGGAUUUGCAUAGGUAUGCGUUUCGCUAUUCUAGAAAUCAAGAUCACCCUUGUCAAUCUGCUGAAUAACUACGUCCUGCGUAUCAAUUCUAACACCAAAUUGCCCGCCAGCUUAGCAAAACAAGGGGUUUUACUGGCACCGGCAAAUCCUAUUUGGGUAGACUUCGAACCAGCCAGAUCAUCAGUCCGUAUAAAUCGAUAUCCAAAUGAUCAAUUUGAAUAAAAAUCACAUGAUGAGAUAAUACUUCAUAACAUCGCUUAACCAAAUAAAAAUGUCAGUUUGGUGAAGGAAUAAAAGUUAAUCGAUUCCAAUCCUUAUUUACAUAUCGUUCGAAUUUUUAUUCAUCUCAUCAUCUUUCAUAGAAAUAUAAUUUGUUUACAC